AUGUUCGACCCGGAGGGCGCCCCGCUGACCACCGAAGAGUCGGCCCGCCUGAAGCUGUCCCAGCCGGUGAUCAGACAUGAGAACACCCGCUUCAGGGCGAGGCCUUUCAGUGUUCUCCCGAGGCAAACUCCGGUGGCCGGCAAUCCAACGACGAACAAACAGAACCAGGCGCUCCUCAGCGGCAAGAUUGGCGUCGACGGAAAGGAGGCAAGUGCCGGCGGGGCGACGCCCGCCGUCAACGGCUUCAAGUACGUGGCCAGCACGCCGACGUUAACGCCGGGCAGCGGCAUUCCCGAGUCGCCGCUGAUGACGUGGGGCGAGAUUGAGAGUACACCGGUACAGCUUCGCGGCGAUGUGACGCCGCUUUCUACUACCACCAGGCCCGACCUGACGCCCAGCAGCAGCAGCACCCAGUUUCGCAUGCCCGAGCUGCCGUUGCGCGAGAAAGCAGGUCAGGAGCUGGCCAAUCGAAUACUGAUGACGAAGAAGAGGAGGAAGACGGCGGAUAAGGCAGCUGGGGAAGGCGGCAGCAACAACAGCAUCGGAGGUGGUGUUAUCAGCAAUGUAUUUGCUGGUGCUGCCACCGGUUUCGGCCAAACCAGUCUGGAGCGGCUGCACUCGAUGUCGCCGGCCGCCCAGCUGCUGGCCACCUCGAAGCUCGGCCUGGCGAAGCUCGCCGACCG
Molecule: messenger RNA, 683 nt
Organism: Rhagoletis zephyria (snowberry fruit fly)
Lineage: Eukaryota; Metazoa; Arthropoda; Insecta; Diptera; Tephritidae
Source: RefSeq, a predicted model, not a curated record